AUGGGUAUCAGAACUGAGCUUAGGGAGGUAAUGACGCCGAACCCUGAAUGUGCAACAUUAGAGACGUCAAUCCUUGAAGCCCUGCAUAUAAUGCAUGACGGAAAAUUCUUACAUCUUCCUGUUGUAGACAAAGAUGGGUAUAUUGCUGCUUGUGUAGAUGUUCUGCAGAUAACUCAUGCUGCAAUUUCCAUGAUGAAAGCUGUUGAACUUGAAUAG
Ilex paraguariensis (yerba mate) is the source of this 216-nucleotide messenger RNA. NCBI's taxonomy places the organism in Eukaryota, Viridiplantae, Streptophyta, Magnoliopsida, Aquifoliales, Aquifoliaceae. The record is from the annotation of a GenBank genome assembly.